AUACACAUUUUUUUUUUCUUUAUAAUCCUCGAAUAUAUUCUUUCUUUAUUUGUUGAGAAUUUUUUUUUUUGAUUUAAUUGUGCAUGGUUAUCUUUUUAGCAUUCCCUUCCUUUUCCCCCAACGAUUUUUCAUGGAGUAAUGAUUUUUAUUGUUUCUUUAAUUGAAUACAUUAUUUUCUCUUCGAUUAGUAAUUCGGUUAUUAUAUACAAAACAAUUCUCUCAUAUCAAACAAUUUCCCCUUUCUUUUCUGGGAUUUGUUUAUCGUUUUAGGUUAUUUUUACUAGUCAUUGAUUUGGUGCUUGGUGUUUUGUUAGUCUUGAUUAGGUUGAAUCCUUCCCGUUUAUUUUAAUUUUGUUCUUCAAUUUCACCAUUGUUCCUAGAAGAUUGAACAAUUUGGGGAACUGGGGUUUCUUUCUCAAUUCGUAAUAUCAUCCGGAUAUGUUCCAAUUGUCAACAAUUUUAGAGUAUCAAUCAGGGACAUAUGAAGCCACUAUCAUAAUCAGAUAAAGUUGUAUGCUAUGGAAACCAUUGUGAAUGAAGAAAUAGACACAGAUAUUAUUAGUCAAUGUGAGACAGUGAAAGUCAAACGACUUGUUAGGCGUACAAGUUCACCAAGAUAUCAACUCUCUGAUACAACCACUGAACCACAGAUUUCUCAUAAUAAGCAAAUGAAGGAUCGAUGUUCUAAAAACACCCCGAAAGAUGAUCAGAGUCUUGAGUCAACAGGCAGCCCUCGGAAUCAAAAGAUAACAGCUAGAUGGGAUCCCUCUGAGGCUUGUAGGCCUAAUGUAGAUGAAGCACCAAUUUUUUAUCCAACCACUGAGGAGUUUGAAGAUACAAUUGGUUACAUAUCAAAAAUAAGAGCAGUAGCAGAAGCAUAUGGGAUAUGCAGAAUUGUACCUCCUUCUUCUUGGAAACCUCCAUGUCCUUUAAUGGAAAAAAAGUUUUGGGAAGAAGCAAGAUUUUCCACAAGAAUCCAACAAGUUGACUUGCUUCAAAAUCGGGAGCCCAUGAAGAAAAAAAGAGGGAGAAAAAGAAGAAGGAAAACAUACACAAGAAGAUGUCCUAAUCGUUCAGAAGGAGGCUCAGAGUCGAACGCUUCUUCAGACAGUGAUGACAAAUUCGGGUUUCGAUCGGGAUCCGAUUUCACAUUCCAAGAGUUUGAAGAGUUUGCAAAGAAGUUCAAGGAGCAUUAUUUCGGAAUGAAGGAAACACAGGGACUGGAACCGUCAAUUGAAGAAAUCGAGGGUGAAUAUUGGAGAAUAAUCGAACAGCCGACUGAUGAGGUGGAGGUGUAUUACGGGGCGGAUCUUGAAACGGGUGUUUUCGAGAGCGGUUUCCCAAAAAUUUUAGAAAAUAAUGAAUCGGAUCAAUACGUGAAAUCCGGUUGGAAUUUGAAUAAUUUUCCAAGAUUAGCGGGGUCCGUUUUAUCUUUCGAAGGAUGUGAUAUUUCGGGUGUUUUAGUCCCUUGGUUAUAUGUUGGCAUGUGCUUUUCCUCUUUUUGUUGGCAUGUUGAAGAUCACCACCUAUAUUCGGUAAACUAUAUGCAUUGGGGCGACCCGAAAAUGUGGUAUGGAGUACCCGGAAGCCAUGCGAAUGCGUUGGAAGAUGCAAUGAGGAAGCAUCUACCUGAUUUAUUCAAGGAACAACCAGAUCUACUCCAUCAACUCGUUACUCAAUUGAGUCCUAAAGUUUUGAAGUCUGAAGGGGUCCCGGUUUAUCGAGCUUCUCAGUGUUGUGGAGAAUUUAUUGUUACUUUUCCAAGGGCUUAUCACGCGGGAUUCAAUUGUGGUUUUAACUGUGCGGAGGCUGUCAAUGUGGCGCCUGUUGAUUGGCUGGAACAUGGACAAGGUGCAGUGGAGGUGUACAGUCAGCAAAGACGCAAAACAUCAAUAUCUCAUGACAAGUUGUUAUUAGCAGCAGCGAGAGAAGGGAUUAGGGCUUUAUGGGAAGUUUCAUUUUUGAAUAAACAAACUUCUGAAAAUUUAUAUUGGAAACGCGUUUGUGGGAAGAAUGGGAUACUCACCAAUGCUGUCAAGGGGAGAGUUGAAAUGGAGAUAAAAAGGAUCGAGCACCUUCAAACUAGUUUUCAGUUUCAAAAAAUGGAAGAUGACUUUGAUACAACUAAUGAAAAAGAAUGUUAUCUAUGUUUUUAUGACUUGCACAUGUCAGCAGCCACCUGUACAUGUUUGCCAGAUGGAUUCGCGUGUCUAAAACAUGCAAAUCUUUUAUGUUCUUGUGAUCCCAAACAACGUGUGGUUUAUCUCCGUUAUACCCUCAAUGAAUUGACCACACUGGUGAAUUCACUCGAGGGUAACUCAGAUGCCCUACAAAAAUGGGCAUCUGAAAAGUUUCAAUUAGACCCCAAGAGGGCGUUUUCAGAAGACCAUAAAUGUUUGUCUUCAGUUCCUGUAAAGGAAGAAGCUUUUGAUAUGUGUGUGAAUGAAGAGAUGAAAGUGGGACAUGGGUGCUCGAUAGAUUUGAAUCUUGAUAACAUUGGUUCAACAAAAGUGGAGAAGAAUAAUGAUGAAUUUGAUGAUAUUAAGGUUGAAGUUGUAAACGUUGGAUCAGUAGCUUUUGGGAAACUAUGGUGCAAUAAUCAGGCGAUAUUUCCGAAAGGAUACCGAAGCCGAGUAAAAUACUUGAGUUUUCUCAAUCCUCGGGAAAUGAGUAGCUACAUUUCAGAAAUUCAUGAUGGUGGACUAAUUGGACCUCUUUUUAAGGUUUUUUUAGAAGAAUGUCCGAAUGAGAGCUUUAUGGAGGUGUCAGCAGAUAAAUGCUGGGAAUUAGUGCUACAGAGGCUAAAUCAAGAAAUGUUGAAAAACAGUGAGUUGGCAUCAGGUGACGUGAGGCUGCCACCUGGCGUUAAUGGGCUUGAAAUGUUCGGGUUAUCGUCUCUAGACAUUAUUCAGGCAAUUGAGGGUCUUGAUGUGGAGCAUAGGUGUGUUGAGUAUUGGAAGAAUAAAUUCAACUCAAAUGGUAGAGAAGAAUAGAUGCUGAUUUUGAUGAGGUUGACCUUGACCAUUGACUUGUUAGGAUAAUUCUUUCAAUAGAAAAAUCUUAGAUCAUAUCCAAGUAGAAAGAAAUUCAACUUAUAUAGGUUUUCUUGUUUUAGAACAGUUGCUAGCAUUAGCAUACAUCUCUUUCAUUUUCUCAUUCAUGAAACAAAAUUGAAUAAAAGUAAAAGAAAAAGGUACUUGGAAAUUUACAUAUGGGAUUCUUACAAGUAUUUUCUUUGUUUUAUGUCCCACCUAAAAAGUGAGACAAGAACUUGCUCC
Lactuca saligna is the source of this 3278-nucleotide messenger RNA. The record is from the annotation of a GenBank genome assembly. NCBI's taxonomy places the organism in Eukaryota, Viridiplantae, Streptophyta, Magnoliopsida, Asterales, Asteraceae.